Molecule: messenger RNA, 696 nt
Organism: Emiliania huxleyi CCMP1516
Lineage: Eukaryota; Haptophyta; Isochrysidales; Noelaerhabdaceae
Exons: 2
Coding region: 1-696 (231 amino acids)
Source: RefSeq, a predicted model, not a curated record
AUGCUCGCCAAGACGUGGCACCCGGACAAGCACUCUGGCGCGAGCAAGGCGGCGGCGGAGCAGCGCUUCAAGCAGAUUGCGCUGGCGUACGAGACACUGACGUGGGGCACGAGAGCGCAGUACGGCUCAGCGUCGCGGCCAGGGUACAACCCGUACCAAGGGUACAUGGACUUUGGGGCGGACACGCCCGCUGGCGAGGCGCGCGCGCGGACUGAGCGCCGGCGCAUGCAGUGGACCCUCGGCUGCGUCGCGACCUUUGUGCUUGGGCUGAGCGCCGUCACGCUCUCGGCGCGGAGAGACAACCGGCGGCUCGAGUCGGGCGAGCUGGUCGAGGCGUAUUUCAACCAGGUGACGAGGAGGUGGGAGAAGGCGUCGCCGUCGAUGAAGCGCGACCCGCUCCUCUCCACCCUCGUCCACCUCAAAUCGCCAGAGGCGCGCCAAAGCCCGCCGCCCACUGCCGCCCCGGCCCGACCCCUUCCCAAGCAGGCGGCAGCGCCCAGCCAAGGCGGCCCACCGGCCCAAAAACCACCGGCCCACCAGCCCCCCUGCCCACCGACCACGCAGGUGGUGUACGGCCACGGCCUCACAGGCUCGGGCGGCCAGCCGCGCCACGCGCCGCGCCGCAGCGCACUCACCAUUGACGGGCGCAGAGCGAGCGACGCGUUUCGCGACCGACAGAGCGGCGCGAGGUCGUGA